This is a messenger RNA of Cyprinodon variegatus (sheepshead minnow), 918 nucleotides long. Its product is annotated as trace amine-associated receptor 13c-like. Gene Ontology annotation, cellular component: membrane. The record is from RefSeq and is a predicted model, not a curated record. Lineage: Eukaryota; Metazoa; Chordata; Actinopteri; Cyprinodontiformes; Cyprinodontidae. Gene Ontology annotation, biological process: G protein-coupled receptor signaling pathway. The transcript is spliced from 2 exons. Bases 1 to 918 code for a protein of 305 amino acids. Gene Ontology annotation, molecular function: trace-amine receptor activity.
AUGCUUUCUCCUUCAGUAUUCUUGCUGAGUUACGUUAGUCUAUCCUUCAUUUCUUUGCUUACCGUGACUCUUAACCUGCUUGUCAUCAUUGCUGUCUCCCACUUUAAGAAGCUGCACAGUCCCACCAACACCCUAUUGCUCUCGCUGGCUGUUUCAGACUGCAUGGUGGGAUUCCUCAUUUCAUUUCAAAUCAUGCUGCUAGAUGGGUGCUGGUAUCUUGGGGACAGCAUGUGUGCCCUCUAUGUUGUUUUGGAUUAUGCUGUCACCUCUGCUUCAAUUGGAACUAUGGUGCUUAUUUCGGUUGACCGUUACGUGGCCAUUUGUUACCCCCUGUAUUACCCCAGCAAAGUCACAGACACACGAACAAAAAUAUGUGUAUUCCUGUGUUGGAUGUUUGCUUUUCUUUGUCACUGCCUGCUGCUAAAGGACAGUUUGCAAAAACCAGGCAGGUAUAAUUCCUGUUUUGGAGAAUGCGUUGUUGUCCUCGAUUAUGUUGGGGGGAUUGUUGAUCUCUUGUUGUCGUUUAUUGGCCCCGUCACUGCCAUCCUGGUUCUGUAUUUAAGAGUGUUUGUGGUGGUUGUAUCUCAGGCUCAAGCCAUGAAGUCUCAUGUCGCAACUGUCUCACUCCAGGGUUCAGUUACAGUCACUGCUAAGAAAUCUGAAAUGAAGGCAGCUCUUAUCCUUGGGAUUGUUGUAGUUGUGUUUCUGAUUUGCACCUGUCCAUAUUUUUGUGUUAUUCUUAUGGCAGAAGAUGCUGAAGUCAGUGCUUCCUCUGUGACCUUUCUUCUGUUUUAUUUUAAUUCCACAGUGAACCCUUUGAUCUAUGCCCUCUUUUACCCCUGGUUUAGGAAAUCAGUCAAACUAAUUCUUACGCUGCAGAUCUUAAAGUCUAACUCAACUGACACUUUUGUCUUGUAA